Branchiostoma belcheri (Belcher's lancelet) is the source of this 3739-nucleotide messenger RNA. RefSeq lists its product as uncharacterized. Bases 18 to 1925 code for a protein of 635 amino acids. The transcript is spliced from 8 exons. NCBI's taxonomy places the organism in Eukaryota, Metazoa, Chordata, Leptocardii, Amphioxiformes, Branchiostomatidae. Gene Ontology annotation, biological process: proteolysis. Gene Ontology annotation, molecular function: serine-type endopeptidase activity. The record is from RefSeq and is a predicted model, not a curated record.
AGAAGACUGUAAGAGGAAUGGAUUGGCAGGGGGAUGACUACAGCUUUCUCCACAUCGGCGAGUUUUGGAGCUGUCUGGGGGUGACAGGGUUGACGGACUUCCACACAUGGCGGGAGAACUACCCUGUGACGGUAGCUGUGCUGGACUCCGGCAUCGUGAGGGACCAUGACGCCUUCAAACACCUUCCCGAGAUCCGCGGCAAGAACUUCAGCUCCACUGGGACUGGCCUGGACAUAAAUGACAGUGACGGGCACGGUACGCAGUGUGCAGCCAUCAUCGCAGGUGGAGCGUACCAUGCAGAGGACGGGGGUGUACAGGAUGCCGGGUUCUGUAACGGAGUGGCGCCGUUCGUGGACCUGUACAUCUGUAAAACGGACAGGGAUGACGUCACAAGCGUCAUCGCCGCCAUCAAUGAGCUGAUCGACAAAAAGAAAGAUGGCUCCCUGAAGGUGGAUGUGAUCUGCAUACCCCUCGGGUUUCCCAACUACAAUGCGCAGCUGAGGAAGUGCAUCUACCGGGCCUCACUCAAAAACAUCACGGUGGUCUGUGCGGCGUGUAGCGACGGUUCUAAGCGCUCCCUCGGCGUGCAGUACCCCGCCCGCUUCGGCGACGUCAUCUGUGUGGGAAGUCACGACCUGCGCGGCCGGCCAGCCAAGUUCAGUCCGCUAGGGAGGGAGAUCGACAUCCUGGGGCCCGGGAAGGUCCGGUCGGCCACACCGGGGAAGGACGGGGUGAAGAACGCCAUCUCUACGGUAAAGGGAACGUCCUUUGCCGCUCCGUUUGUGGCUGGCGUUGUCGCCAUGGUCCUGGCAAAUGCACAGCGAAUAGGUGGAGAAUCUCUCCGUACCGCCGUCUCUAACAACACGGUGAUGAAACACAUCCUCCGUGAGAUGUCGUCAGAACCAGGCGACCACAGCGAGGACCGGGGACACGGCAUCCUGGACCCGCUGCAGAUCUUCCCUGAUGAACACUUCCGACAGACUGUCCAGGAGAUCACUGCCGAAUAUCAGCCUUUGCGAAAAGCCUCAGACUCCGGAGAUGAACAGCAGGGCAACGAGGGACGUCUGGACAUCUCUGAGCAGAAGGUCGAGGCGGCAGAAUCUGCUCUGAACGCAGCAGCCAAACUUCAGGCACAAAUGCAGAAAAUUGCCGAGUCCACGUUCAAACCUGAAGCAAAAGUCACCAUCGCUGUGAUUGGUGGAAAGUUAGCCAAUCCAGAGCAACUUGACAUUGUUGCUAAGCAAACCUGUUUUGCGGAUGAUGAGCCAUGUUCUACCAGGGUGUUGGACUUUGCGCCUGGGCACACACAGUAUGUUGUUGCCGAGGUUGCAAAUUCCAAGCAAUCCAAACCGAACAUAGCUAACGACAUUAACGAGGCAGUUUACGUUAAUAAGGCUGAUGUCGUCCUCGUCCAAGUUGGGUUCGAAAAGUUCGAACUCAACAUGCUCAGAGCUGUGUCAAAGGCUAUGCAGAAAGGCAGGAUCGUGAUCGCAGCAGCCCCCGAGCUCCCCGAGACGGACAGGGAAAUCCCGUUCCCGGCCAAACACGGCGACGUCAUCUGCGUGGGGAGCCACUCCGAGAAGGACGAGGGCUCCGCCUUCAACACGCGCGGGCGGGAGAUGGACUUCCUGGCGCUCGGCGAGGGAGUCAGCGGCCGCUCCGGGACGGCUGUGGCGGCCAUGGUCGCCGCCGCUACCGUCGGAUUCACCCUGCUGUAUGCCGAGUCCGUUGGUGGUGCUGAGCUGCGGAGGGAUAUUCAGAGUAACGCGGUGAUGAGGGAGCUCCUGCGCGGAGCCUGCUCCAGGCGGGGCCGCCACAGUCCGGACCAGGGACACGGUAUCCUCAGUCCGAGGAAACUGUUCAGGAGGGGACCUGAACACUUCAAGCAUUUGGUUCGUCAGAUCGUACAAGUCCAGAAUAAGUAGGCUGUAAGUGUAUGUAUGUCCAACAAAAUGUACUUGAACUUGAACUUUAUUGCUCAUAUGUUUAUUGGUAAGCCGUAAAAACACAACGCAAAAACUUUUAUAUUGGCGUGCACCGAGGUCUGCUACAAUUCAUGUCAGGCGUUGAAAAGAAACUGAGUUCUAGGAACAGGCUCUCAUUGAUUUGAGAUUAUGAGGCGUCUUUUCGCAUUCCGUCUUGCUUUAAAGUGUGCGUAGAAAAAGAUUAAACAUAUACCUGAUUGGUUUACUCAUGUUUCAAAUUUGACUUAAGUUUUGAAACAGACAUACGAAACAUUUCCUAUACCUUUCUGGGACAUAUAAGUUUAACACGUUUGUUGGAACUGAAUAUUUCAGUAUCUGUAAACCGUGCGUAAAAAGGCAUGCCGCAAUACGUUACCUUUACAACUGCGAAAAUCUUUCGUAAAGAUUAGAUUUCUUUUUCAGUAGACUUUAAUCGAUCUUAAAGUCUGCUUAAAUAUUUCCUUGUCUUUUAAGUCUCAAUACGGAUGUCGUGAUUUUUGCUUAAAUAUCUGUUUUCGUGCUGUGCAGAAUAAGUAGGCUGUGAUGGAAACGGUGGUUUCUGUAAGGGUUAUUGUUUGCAUGGCACUGCCAUGAUUUUAUGAUUUUGAAGAAGCCUUGUACCCUCCCCUCCCCUGAGUGUAUAGUGAACAAGCCCCGGGGUCACAGGUUCUCCCAGGGGUUUCCAGGAAUUUGGGCAUGUCAACAAACAGAGCUGGGAGACAUUCCUGUGGACAUUCCAUGCCUGUGGACAAGAUGCCUGUACAAUUCCUAGAAUUCUUGCAAAUUGCACACAAUACUGUACCAUUAGGCUCCUCCCUGAGACGUCGCCAAAAAUGUAUGUCCAACAAAAUGUAUGAACCUAAAGCUUUAAGUGUUUGGAUCAUUUUUUCACGAGAAGCUAAAAUCGGCCCGCAGGCAUUGAGAAAACACCUCUGAGACCCUUAAAAAUCUAACAAUUUUAUGGCUGAAAAUUACCGAAAUUACAAUGGAUACCAUGGCAAUUCUGAUAAUGAUAUGAACAUAUGGAUUUUCUUUUGUCACAUAGCAUAGUUCUCCUAGCUACUUUUAUAAAACAAAAGUUGACGAUGUAACAUUGAAAUUAAAAGGGUAUACCAGGGGGUUCCCAGAACCAAUGAAAUCAGAUUUGAGAUCAAUUUACAAAAUUUAUCAUAUUCUACCUCUUAUGUCAAUUAGUGUAUACCUUUCAAAAUAAAUUGGGUGCAUUAAUUUUGUGCUAAAUACUAUAAAGGCUAUGUGUGUGGGUUAUCAGAACACCAUGUGUGAAACUAGCUACAUGCAUGUAGAUACAAGUACAUCGUAUGGACAAUCUAGCAACAGGGCAUAACAAAGGUUAAGAAUAUUAGGCGAAUUCAACUAAAGGCCACUGAACAAAAAUCACUCAGACCAUUUAGGAUCACUGUAUCAGUCUUAAAACCAGGCAAAGACAGCUGUAGGUCUUUGAAAUCCACUCAUACUCAAAGAAAGGCUUUCUUUCCACUACCAGUGGCUCUCUGAACAAUGAACAGUUUAGCAUUUAUAUUUAGAAGAACGUCUUUUCAGUUUAUACAAUUUACUAUUUACGAAAUUAUAAUGGAAUGGAAGGUGUUUUACUCAUUCAUUUAGAAAACAUCUUAAAUGAACUGAGCAUAUCGUAAAUAUGACAACAAGGUGAUAAUCAAAGGCUGUAAAAUAAUACAAGUAUCAAAAGUAUACAUUCAAUAUAGUCUUCAUAAUUUUGAUUGAGAAUUUAAGUUUGUACGGUGUAAAAGUGCAUU